Molecule: messenger RNA, 852 nt
Organism: Helianthus annuus (common sunflower)
Lineage: Eukaryota; Viridiplantae; Streptophyta; Magnoliopsida; Asterales; Asteraceae
Exons: 2
Coding region: 1-852 (283 amino acids)
Source: RefSeq, a predicted model, not a curated record
AUGUCGUACACCGGUUGCCAAUUACUAAUACGAUUCAUAUUGGUUGCUGGGCAUCCGUUAAGGAAUUAUAUCAAAGGGAUGAUCGGUAAUGGCGACAAUAUCAGAUUUUGGUGUUCGGUCGCUAAAAGAAUUCAAAAUCUAGACUCGGAAACGGUGCUGUCAUGGAACUGGAAUACGGCUCAGCUGUCUUCGGAUCUGCAGUCUAGUCUAAACAGUCUCUGUGACUUGCUGCACGGUAUCCAGAUUACGGCUGAGGCGGAUAGGUGGAUUUGGCUUCCAGACCCUAACGGAGAGUUCACUGUUAAAGAUGUUAAGAAGCUGCUUCUAAAGGAGACGGUUCAAAGAAACGAUUAUAUUUUAGAGUGGUGCAGUUGGUUACCUGCUAAAGUAAAUAUCCACAUGUGGAGAUCGGUAACGGAAAGCAUUCCCACGGCUAAAGGGCUAAAGAGAAGAAACAUCCAGACUACUGAGGAAGCGUGCUUGCUGUGUAACGAGAACGACGAAUCUGCUGUACACAUUUUUACAGCCUGUCAUGUUGCGACGGUUGUCUGGGAAGGAAUAUCUAAAUGGUGCAAGAUUCCGAACAUCAUCGCCUUUUCGGUCAAAGAUAUUUUAGGUAUUCAUAAAGAGGUUACAGGUUCAGAGAGGAAAAAGGAAGCACUGCAAGGUAUUUUAAGCAUAGUUUGUUGGAGCAUAUGGCGCGCUAGAAGUAGUUCGAAAUUUGCCAACACCCCGGUUAGGAUUAAAAAUAUCAUGAGCGAGGUUAAAUCACUCGGUUUUCUUUGGUUUUCUAGUAGAUCUAAACAUAAAGAGGCAGAGUGGAAAGAAUGGUGUUCCUUUGUAAAUAUGUAA